Molecule: messenger RNA, 1023 nt
Organism: Parus major (Great Tit)
Lineage: Eukaryota; Metazoa; Chordata; Aves; Passeriformes; Paridae
Gene: DLX4
Product: distal-less homeobox 4
Exons: 3
Coding region: 1-711 (236 amino acids)
Biological process (GO): negative regulation of transcription by RNA polymerase II; cell differentiation; embryo development
Molecular function (GO): RNA polymerase II cis-regulatory region sequence-specific DNA binding; DNA-binding transcription factor activity, RNA polymerase II-specific
Source: RefSeq, a predicted model, not a curated record
AUGACCAUGAGCUCGGUGGCCGAGACCCUGCUGGGUUCCGACCCCUCCAAAGCCGCGUUCCUGGAGCUCGGCCCCCCCCAGCACUACCCCCUGCACGGCCUCCCCCAGCACGACCCCCCGCCCUUCUCCUCCUACGGCCGGCCCGGCCACUUCCCCUACCCCGGCGGGGCCCCCCCGCCGCCCCACGGGGGUCCCUUCCUGCCCUACCCGCCCCCCGGCGCCCCGCACGCCGCGGCCCCCGGGGCCAGGCUGCACGACACAGCGCCCGAGAAGGCCCCGGCCGUGCCCCACGGGGAGCUGCGCCUCGCCGGGAAGGGCAAGAAGCUGCGCAAGCCCCGCACCAUCUACUCGAGCGUGCAGCUGCAGGCGCUGAACCAGCGCUUCCAGCAGACCCAGUACCUGGCACUGCCCGAGCGCGCCGAGCUGGCGGCACAGCUGGGGCUCACCCAGACCCAGGUGAAGAUCUGGUUCCAGAACAAGCGCUCCAAGUACAAGAAGAUCAUGAAGCAGGGCCCGAGCGGCCCCGACGGGGAGCAGCCCCCGGCCAGCACCCCCGCGCUGUCCCCCUGCUCCCCCGGCCUCCCCCCGCUCUGGGACCUCCCCGGGCCCGGCAAGGGACCCCCGCUGGCCCCCGGGGCUUACAUCAACACCUUCGGAGCCUGGUACCAGCCUCACCCGCAGGACGGAGUCCCCAGGACACCCAUGAUGUGACCACCGGCACCGCUCCGGCACCGCCGCAUCCGCGGGGACACCGAGGGACACCGAGGGACACGGAGAGAAACCGAGGGACACGGAGGGACACCGAGGGACACCGAGGGACACCGAGGGACACGGAGAGAAACCGAGGGACACGGAGAGACACUGAGGGACACUGAGGGACAAGGAUGGACACUGAGGGACAAGGAUGGACACUGAGGGACAAGGAUGGACACUGAGGGACACUGAGGGACACUGAAGGGGACGCUCUGCCGCUGCCCCCCGGGGCACUGGGAGCCCAGCGAAGCCCUGGGGGAGCCCAGCGAA